Messenger RNA from Gopherus flavomarginatus (Mexican gopher tortoise), 3977 nucleotides. RefSeq names its product SEC14 like lipid binding 5 (gene SEC14L5). The coding region runs from base 154 to 2316 and encodes 720 amino acids. Gene Ontology annotation, cellular component: cytoplasm. The transcript has 17 exons. Lineage: Eukaryota; Metazoa; Chordata; Testudines; Testudinidae. The record is from RefSeq and is a predicted model, not a curated record.
CUCUGGCGGCGCGGCUAUUGAAGGGCCGCUGUAUGCCGGGGACCGGGAGAACUGCCGCGGCAGCCGAAGACUCGGCUGCUGCUGCUGCCUCCACCUCUGCCAUGGACCCGGUCCGGCUGUUCCGCGACACGGUGUGAGGGUGUGCGGUUAAAAAUGGUGCAGAAGUACCAGUCCCCUGUUCGAGUCUACAAAUAUCCCUUUGAGCUUGUCAUGGCGGCCUACGAGAAGCGCUUUCCCACGUGCCCAGAGAUCCCUGUCUUCCUGGGCAGUGAGAUCCUUCAGGAAUCCAAGAGUGAUGAUGGAGCUGUUCAUAUUGUUGAACGGAGCUGCAAGCUGAAUGUGGAUGCUCCACGGCUGCUGAAGAAGAUUGCCGGGGUAGAGUACGUCUUUUUCAUACAGAAGAACACCGUGAACUGGAAGGAGCGAACGCUCCUCAUUGAGGCUCACAACGAGACCUUUGCCAAUCGUGUUGUCGUCCUUGAGACCUGUAGCUACUCGGUUCACCCUGAGAAUGAAGAGUGGACAUGCUUUGAACAGUCUGCGUCUCUUGACAUCAAGUCGUUCUUUGGCUUUGAAAACACAGUGGAGAAAAUUGCCAUGAAGCAGUACACUGCCAACAUCAAGCGGGGCAAGGAGGUGAUCGAGCAUUACCUGAAGGAGCUGAUCUCCCAGGGCAUCACCUUCAUCCCCCGAUGGACACCUCCACCAGUGAGCAGACAGAAGGAAAAGAGGGCCCUGGCUGUGGGACACAACCCUGGUAUUGUUCCAGCAGAGUCCUGCAUGCUUGGAACUACCAAAGAGCAGCCAGGCAGCUCCUGCCCUGCUGCAGAGACGGCUAGCCCUGAUGCUGACAAACUGGACGCUGAUUACAUUGAACGGUACCUGGGGCAGCUGACUCCUAUGCAGGAAAGCUGCCUGAUUCGACUCCGUCAGUGGCUGCAGGAAAUGCACAAAGGCAAGUCAGAGGCUGGGGAAUGGAAGCCGGAAAAGAUCCCCAAAGAUGAGCAUAUCCUUCGAUUCCUGAGGGCUCGCGAUUUCAACAUUGACAAGGCUCGCGAGAUGCUCUGCCAGUCGCUGACCUGGCGCAAGCAGUACCAGGUGGAUUACAUCUUGCAGACCUGGAGACCCCCAUCCCUGCUGGAGGAGUACUACACCGGAGGGUGGCAUUACCAGGACAAAGAUGGCCGCCCCCUCUACAUCCUCUGCCUCGGUCAGAUGGACACAAAAGGUUUGGUGAAGGCCCUGGGAGAAGAGUCGCUCCUGCGACAUGUUUUGUCCAUUAACGAGCAGGGACAAAAGAGGUGUGAGGAAAACACCAAUCUGUUUGGCCGUCCCAUCACAUCCUGGACGUGUCUGGUAGAUUUGGAAGGGCUGAACAUGCGUCACCUGUGGCGGCCUGGAGUUAAGGCACUCCUUCGGAUAAUUGAGGUUGUAGAGGACAAUUACCCCGAGACACUGGGGAGGUUACUGAUCGUGCGAGCACCACGGGUUUUCCCUGUGCUGUGGACUCUGGUUAGUCCCUUCAUCAAUGAAAACACCAGGCAGAAGUUCCUCAUCUACAGUGGCAAUAACUACCAGGGUCCUGGAGGGCUUGUAGACUAUCUGGACAAAGAUGUGAUUCCAGAUUUCCUUGGAGGAGAAUGUAUGUGCAAUAUCCCUGAGGGUGGACUCGUCCCCAAGUCACUUUAUCAAACAGAUGAAGAUCCGGAGAACUCUGAUCACAUCCGACUAUGGACAGAAACCAUCUACCACUCUGCAAAUAUUCUGAAAGGGGCUCCCCAUGAGAUCGUUGUGGAAAUCCUGGAGGGUGAGUCUGUGAUCACGUGGGACUUUGACAUCCUGAAGGGAGACGUGGUGUUCUGCCUCUUUCACUCCAAGCGAGCACCCAAGACCAGUCGCAAAGAGGCCACUUCAUCAAGUGCUUCAACUGCUGGGGACAACGUGCAGCUAAUCGAUAAGAGCUGGGUUCUGGGGGUGGAUUAUAGCCGCAUGGAGUCUCCGCUGGUGUGCCGAGAAGGAGAGAGCAUCCAGGGAUCUCAUGUGACUCGUUGGCCUGGCUUUUAUGUUCUGCAGUGGAAAAUGCACAGCUCUUUGCCCUGCUCUGGCACCAGUCUCCAUCGAGUAGAUGAUGUCCUGGCCUCUUUGCAAGUUUCCAGUCACAAGUGUAAACUCAUGUACUACUUUGAGGUGCUUGCAUCCAAGGAUUUCAGGGGGUCCAUGUCAAGCCUGGAAUCCUGCAACAGUGGCUUUUCCCAGCUCAGUGCAGCCACGACAUCUUCCAGCCAAUCCCAGAGCAGCUCCCUCAUUUCUAGAUAGCGUGGUGUAGGCUUCUAUUGACCUCUGAAAUGUUACAUCCGUGUUUGGAGGCCUCCCUCCAGGGCAGUUCUGGGGACCAACCCAAAGAGGCUGCAGUGUGCCUCAGCGUCAAGGCUUUGGGGGCAGUCAUUCAUAAGACCACGAGUAGCAGCAGUCUGGGGAACUCUUUGGAAUCUAUUUUCAGUAAGAGACAUGUGACUUUUCAAUCUGCAAACUGGAUUCCGUUGAAAGGCCUAUGUACCAGUUGUGUUUUAACAGACCUGUGUUUUAGGGUGAAUAUCACUUUGCAUGAAUCUGUGUAUUACUAAGGUUAAAGGGCUCUUUCCAAUCAGUCCUAUUUCUACAUACAAUAGAGGAGACUGAUGUGGCCUUAUCUGUAAUGACCCAUAGAACUAGAUUUAUUCACAUGUAGCAUAAUUAGUCUAGUUCUUCUGGGCACCUGCAAUACCGAUGACACUCAAGGUGCAGUGGGUGUUUCAGCAGCAGGGACUUGAAGCAAAUUGUAAAUAAAUACCUGAAUACAGGCCAGUACCUUUUGAGGGAGGCGGGCGGGAAAGAGGAGAAACUUCCAAGGUAACCCAAACCUGAAACCUCUUCCAAUCUGAUUGGAUGUUGCUUGGAUAUACUUCCAGUUUUUUUGUUUAAAAAACAGUAUUUUCUACAGUGCGUAGGCAGAACGCCUACCUCCCGCAAGCAAGUCCUUUCUUAAAACACCCACUUGUCUUUAUUUCCUCCUCAGGUUUAUGAGCAAUAAAUGAGUGUCUCUCUGACCCACCCCAUCAGACUUGGUGGGAAUCAAAUCACAUUAUAAAGGGCUAAGAAAAGCAAUAUGUUCUUUCCUUAAAGGCACAAAGUUUUAUGGCAGCAUUAUAGGAGCUGCUCCUUUAAAAACGGGCUAACUUGGAGAGGAGAGAACUCUCUUUUUCUAAAGUACACGUGCAUGUGUAUUUAAACACUUAAUGAAACAUAUUUAUUCAAAUUGUAUCAUAGCUUAUUUUAAAUUGUUUAAUUUAUUUAUAAUUUCAGUGAUAACUAUUUAUUGAACCUGAUCACUGUUUUUAACCAGCUGCACUUUUUUGUUUUAAAAGGGAACGACAGAUCUUGAAUCCCACAAACCUUUAGAUUUCAUUUCUAGUCUCUGUGGCAGCUGGGCAUCUUACCGUUCAGGGCUGUAGCACUCAGGGCAGCGUGUCAUCUCUUCUCCCAAAGCUCAUGGGAGUGGCCCAACUGACUUGAACGUUACUCGCGUGAGUAAGGGUUUGCAAGAGCAGGGACCGAGCUUGUGGAUGUUGUUGGCAGGGAGGGAGGAUUAAAAGCUGUUGAAGAUAUGUUCUUGUACAAUCUCUGCUGAUUACGUCAGUGACAGACGUAUUGCAGAAGGAGUAAGAACCCAUUUAAAAGAGUUUACAUAGCAGAAAAGAGAGAACCUGUAUUCUUUCCUCAAUUGCUAGGAAGUUAGAGAAACAGGUGGUCAAUACCGAGCUGCUUCUGGGCAGUAUUUGUAACUAACAGACAUGCAAGAGGUAUUCCUCAAUAAGCAGUUUAUCUUCUCUGCCCCAUCCAUCCGUAACUGUUUUCACUACCUUCAUUUGCUUGUUUCUAGGCACAGGGCACUGCCGGAACCGGGGGGAACUACUUGAUAACUGGAGCAAUGUAUGUAA